This is a messenger RNA of Colias croceus (clouded yellow), 2927 nucleotides long. It is a transcript of the gene Dnaaf5, whose product is annotated as dynein axonemal assembly factor 5. NCBI's taxonomy places the organism in Eukaryota, Metazoa, Arthropoda, Insecta, Lepidoptera, Pieridae. Gene Ontology annotation, molecular function: dynein intermediate chain binding. Gene Ontology annotation, cellular component: cytoplasm. The coding region runs from base 153 to 2732 and encodes 859 amino acids. The record is from RefSeq and is a predicted model, not a curated record. Gene Ontology annotation, biological process: outer dynein arm assembly; cilium movement; inner dynein arm assembly. The transcript has 12 exons.
CAGAUGUCAUCCUGUUGUCAUGGAAACGGAGUUUGUUUAUCAAUACUAACCGUAAAAACUAAAAUUGAUUUUGGAAAAUAUAUUGUUUUGUCAAUAGCGUAACUUGUGUACGAAUAAAAAAUUGGGAUCUUGACGAUUGAUUGAAUUAAAAAAUGACGGAACUCAUACCAAAAUUACAAGAUAACCCUCGUGCUGCUUUAGAGCAGUAUUUAACCGCACUUCAAAGUGAAUCAAAAAUGACUAGAAGGAAUGCUUUACAUAAAAUAAAUGAAGAAAUCUUCAAUAAUCCUGCGAAUUCUGAUUGUGAUCUCGCCAUUGUCUUUCCUGAUAUUUACGCGUAUGUGCUUAAAAGUUUUUCGGACGAAUCAGAAGCAUGCAGAGAAAACGCAAUUACGAUUAUUUCAAAUUUUAUACAGCGUCUGCCUUUGAAUGACUAUUAUUUAACAUACAUAUUUCCUGUAAUUGUGCGUCGUAUUGGUUGUCCAGAGAUAGUCGAGGAAUCGGAGGAGAUCCGCUUAGUUUUAAUGGAAUUGGUUCAUAGUAUAAUAGAUAAAUAUAAGGGUUCUCAUUUAUUGACUCCUUUUUUUAAUGAUUUCACGAGUAUUCUGACGAAGACGAGUACAGAUCCAUUCCCUAAAGUGAAGCUGGAAGCAUGUGAAUGUAUUAUAUUGCUUACUAAAGUUCUGCAACGUGAUUUCCAUUUUCAAUCGGAGAGUUUUGUGAAACCAGUCUUGUCGAAUUUUGCUCAUCAACAUUUUAGAGUGCGUGUUGCAUCUGUUAGAGCUAUAGGUGCUAUUGUUAUGGCUGGUAAUGUAAAAUGUUUCGAACUAUCCAUAACUCCAAUGGCUGAAAAGCUCUUUGAUGAGAACACUCAAGUUCGUCUCCAGGUUACUUUGGAAGUCGGCAACUGGAUGCUCAGUUAUAGAGAUAGAUAUUCCUUUUGGCAUCGAAUGAUACCUCUUUUGUUGACUAGUUUAAGUGAUGUCAUGGCUGAUAUACGAGAGACUGCAACCAAUCUGUGGAGAGACGUAGGCCUACAAUACAUGGAUGAGAAUGAAGAGGAUCUAAAGAAAAAGACAGAUUUUCUGAAAGAUGUGCCAUCUCAUUACCCAGAUGUUAAGAGGCCCAAUUUAGGGUGCAGGGUGUUAGUACAAAGCAAUAUUGGGAAAAUCGUGCCUGCUAUUGGCAGAGAAAUGGACGGCUGGCAAGCGGAUGCCCGUCUCCGUUCAUCCCAGUUGCUCUGCUGGUUGCUGCUCUGUGCUGAAGAGGGUGCCACACAGCAUGCGAAUACCAUUGUGAGAAUCUUGCAUAGAGGAGCCGCUGAUGAAGACCAGAGAGUUGUUCUGGAGAUAAAACGUGCGUCUGAGCUUUUCGGCUACUUCAUAAUACCUGAUACUUGGUGGCCUCUAGUGGAAGCAGAAGUUGACUCCUGGAGUGCUCUACUCGUAAUCACCAAUAUACUUAAAGGAUCUUUAAGGGAUCUGGUUAAAGUUAAGGUUUUGCACGAGUUGUGCAAGGAAUUGGCUGAUCCUGAUCGGUGUAGGGUUAGGAAGCCAAAGUAUCAAGAAAACCUCUUGAAAGUAUGCGAAGCUCUGAUGGAUCUCUGUAAAGAUGAUUGUGUCGCCGUCGCUGAAGAACUGUUCAUUAUCAAUUUCACGGUGUAUGCUAUGCCCGUUGAUGAUAAUAUACAGUUUAUGGCUUUAUCGAAUCUAGACAAGUUGCGAUAUAUAGAAAAAUGUGGGAAGACGUUAACCUCUCUAUACGAGCGUCACAUUCGACGCGUACUAUCGGAUAUAACGAGUGACGCGCUCACGUGGAACUUGCUGACGCCGGACCGGUGCUUAAUGGAAUGCGUGUUAUUGCGCUCAGGUGCCGCAAUGGGAGCGCAACUACAUCUCAUAGCGCCAUUGCUAAAAGAAUGUUUGGCCGUGCCAAAAGUGGACCCGGAAGUCAAACUGAAGAUAUUCACCGCGCUCUCAACUGUUCUGUUACAAAGGAAAACUAAUUUCAAAAAAAGUGAACCUGAAAAAUUGGAGGCUUUUUUGAAAAUCGUUAUUCAAGAAAUUAUCCUGCCCAACCUAGUAUGGUCGCCCGGUCGUACCUCCGAAGCGAUCCGUACAGCUGCGGUUGCGUGUUUGUGUUCAGCCUUACAGGAGAACCCGGAGGAGGAUUCGCUGGAGAGGGGCGGCGAUGGAGAUGGUUUUGAUAAGGAUGUUAACUUAUUCCCCACGAAGGAGUCUCUCGAACCGUUCCUAGAGGAAAUGGUGCCACUUUUGGUCAGUCUAGUGGACGAUAACUCGCUGUUAACCCGCCAACACACGCUCCGUGCGAUCUGCUGUCUGGCAACACUGGCCAAACAACGUGGCUGUUUCACAGUUGAGAUACUGCAUAAGUUGUAUUUUGUUGUCCUAAAACGCCUAGACGACAGCAGCGACAGAGUGCGCUCGUACGCAGUGCAAACUCUAUGCACGCUGUUCAAAUGUCGCCCGGAAGGUUACGAUUGUAACGUUUUUGGCGCCCAUAUAGAUGCACUAUACAGCGCCAUGUUGAUUCACUUGGACGAUGCGGACGAAAGUUUUAGAAAGGAAAUGCUGGAUGCUUUACUCGCGUUAAGUGAUGUGGAUUCAUGCCUCUUGAUGAAAAAGGUUCAAGCUAAUAUCCAUUUGUAUAGAAAUAAAGCGGCCUACGAGAAACUUUCCAAACAUUUAGAAAAAAUUAUUAAAGAAAAAUAAUUUGUUAUAUUUUGUUAUGAACUGACUAGUUAACACUUUUAUUUAAUUUCAAAAGUUGAAUUAUUUUUUAUUUGUCUAACUCUAUCAAUGUAGGGUUAAAAGUAGAUAAUUUUACAUUAGCUUAGUCGGACUACCCUUACUGAGAAGUGCAAUUAUUAAGUUUAUACCUAUUAAACGCAUUGUUGAAAGAUUAAA